Theileria equi strain WA is the source of this 3996-nucleotide messenger RNA. RefSeq lists its product as hypothetical. The record is from RefSeq and is a predicted model, not a curated record. Lineage: Eukaryota; Apicomplexa; Aconoidasida; Piroplasmida; Theileriidae. Gene Ontology annotation, biological process: proteolysis. Gene Ontology annotation, molecular function: serine-type endopeptidase activity. Gene Ontology annotation, cellular component: membrane. The transcript is spliced from 6 exons. The coding region runs from base 1 to 3996 and encodes 1331 amino acids.
AUGAGUUCUAGUCAAACCAAAGACAAUACUCCCUCGCCUACAGAAAAGGUAGACGAUAAAGGAGUCGUAGAUGCCGAUGGAUUGACCGUGAAGGACAUCCUAAAGGCAAAUAUCUUUGGAGGAAAUGUGAGAGAGUCAAAGCCAAACGUAGCUCGGAAGACUGGACAUUCCGUCAAACCAGCGCCAAAAGCCUCUCUGGGAAAGCCUAAACCGCUAAAAUCCAAAAGUACCUCCAUCCCACCGGGGAAACCGGCGGCUGAAAAGUCGUCUCCAAAGGUCUCUGAAGCGGCACCAAGGCCCUCCGCACCGGUUGAAACUAAGCAGCCGCUCUCCAGAAAGUCGAGCAAGUCCCAGUUCAAGCACAAGAGGUCAUCUGCGGAGAAGCCGUCUCCUUCCUUGGAUGAGACACCCGCUGAAAAGGUUGUAGAAGAGCCAAAGAAGGUUCUGGAGGAAGAAACUGUUGAAGAGGUUAAAGCUACACCUCAGGAUGGCGUAACAGAUGAACCCACGGAACAGGUUGUUGUACAAGAGAAAACAGAACUUGAAACUGUCGGUUCGGAUGCUAGAUCUUCGCAAGUUGUGGAUGGUGGAGAUGAGACUACCCUGAAAAUUGUAGAUAGCGGUAGAGUUAAAAAGGACACUUUUACCGUUUCCCCCUUGCCGGAAGAAGAAAAGCGGCAGGGGUCAUUACUUGGGGGAAUUUCAACAUGGUUCCACAAGACAUUCAAGGUUAGAAAGAGCAGUAUAGCCUCCAGCGACUCAAGCUUUUCCUAUCCCAACGUCUACAGGGAUGAAAGAAACAGAAAGGCAAAGUCUGCCCCAAUUGACCCCGUCUCUAUACCAAGACAAUCGAAAAUAAUGCAACUUGGAGAUUUGGAGGAUGGUAGAGGUACAGAGGAGGGAAAGAGUGUAGAUGACCUUUUGGUGGCAAAAACAGCUGCCAAAAAAGUUGCAAAGGACCGCAAGGGUUUAAAGCCACAAAAGAAACAUACAGUUGGCGUCGGAACCUCUUAUGCCCUUGUUGCAGUGUUUUGUCUGGAACUGAUAUUUAACAAGGUAUCUUUCAACGGUCGCUGUAUUUCCAAGGUUUUGUAUCCCUCUGUUAAUGAGACUCCUGUGAAGGUUCCAUACAUGGUAGAGCUCGGCUAUGGAGCAUGUGAAUAUAAUUUGCAGACAAAGGCUGCAGAGAGAGUAUUUUUUGGCACAAAUGCGUCGGAUAAAGGAUGGCCAGAGUCUCUGAUUGAUGGCUCACUUAAUUAUCCAUCAGAUGCCGGAUGGGAUUCGCCUAAUCCCAGAAUCUUUCACUCUUUGGGAGCCCUGAAUACAAAUUAUGUGAGACAUUAUGGUGAGAAUUUUAGACUAUUUUGGAGCAUGUUUUUGCACGGGGGAUUCGUGCAUUUGAUAUUUAAUGUUUGUUCGCAAGUUAUGAUUUUGUCGAUUAUUGAACCGGAGUUAAGGAGGUACCACGAAAGUGGCAAUGUGGACUUGUAUAUGGGUAAAAGUGAAGAGUCAGACUGCAGCAAAGAUAGAUACAGCCCGUAUCUAUAUGUACUCGUUGACGUUUUCAAUAAGAAUGGGUAUACUCAUCCCACUUGUGGGUAUAAGAUAAAACCUAAGGUGAAAUUUGGAGAUCCAAGGAAGGAAUUCAAAACAUACAUACACUCCUUACCAGCCUGGGGAUUUAGUGAACUGUUUUAUUAUUUAGGUAGAAUCGACUACAACAAAUCUGAACAAUCUGGAUUUAAAGUUAGACUAACAAAGGGGACCUGGCGGUCUUAUCAUGAAUACUACAUUCCUACGGGGAUAGGUUCUAAGACUUGGACCAAAGUUGAUAAAGCCAACAAUGUUUAUAGUGGACUUAACAAGAUUGUUAAUGAUGAUACUUUUAAAAAGGUAGUUUCUCUAAACCUCAGCAAGACUAGCGGAACAUAUGCAUUUGAUAGUACGGAUAACUCAUCCAUAAAUACAGGUGUUAAGAUAACUGUUACUGGACAACCAAAUCAACCUCAAGGAUAUAAUAAAUAUACUCACAGUCUUGUAGGAGGUGAAUCAAUGAGGAUACUUGGAACAAAACAUAAUGGAAAAUUUAUCAACUUUAAAAAUUCUGUACUUACAGCUCAGCGUUAUAAUGCCUCUGUCUACUAUGCAAAAACAGAUACUAAGCGUGCUAAACCUCUCAUUCUGGAGCUCGGCUUGGAUAAAGAAGCCACAUACUACAGGCUAGAUAAUGGUGAAAAGUGGGUUAAUGAUAAGAAAAUAAUAUCUAGUGAACUGAAAACUGCACUGGACAAAGAAAGUGGAGCCCAUGUCAUAAAUAUCUCUGAGAAUAGUGACCAAUAUAAGUGUGGUUCCCCUGACUGUAGUACUUGGAUUAAGGUAGAAUCUAGUGAUGAGAGAGACCACAAUUACACUAAACGCAGACAUCAUAUGUCUGGAAAAUUUUCUGUUUCCUCCUUUAUUUGGAGUAGUGGCAAACCUCAAACAGGUCUUUCUUCUCCAACUAAUAUAAAGGAGCUUUUUGUCUAUUUCCAUGAUCAAUCUGAAAGUCCUCUUCUUAUUAACUUUCAACUGCAUAAGGAGAAAAAGUGGUACCAGAAGGUUAAAGGAAAUGAUAAUGAAUGGAGAGAAGUGGCAGAUGAGGCUACUAAGCCUACUAGUGCUGAUGAAAAGAAUAAGAUUCAGAAGCUCCUUACAGAAGAAGAAUCUACACAAGUAACCAUUCAACUUGAAAAGCUACCCUCUUCAUCUGAAACUAGCUAUCAAUCUGAUGGUAAAACUAUUGAGAUUAGGACAGGUGCUGCUGAUGUAAGUGGUUAUUCACAAAUUAUUCAUACUGCAAAGGAUAACGCGAGGUUUAAUGUCACUCAAGUUAUGUACAAGGAUGCUCCACUUAAUGGUAUAUCUUCUCAAGAACCUGUUGAUAGUAUUACAGCAUUUUAUACUAAUUCAGACUCCAAAGGUACUACACCACUUCUUGUUGAGCUAGAAAUUAAAGAGGAUACUAAAACCAAGCAUGAAUAUUGGCAAAGGCCUAGUGGCAAAAAUGGAGAUGUUAUCUGGACCAAAUUAGGGGGGAAGGAAAAUGAGAAAAAUACUGAAGAACUUGAUGGUAAACUACUUGAAGGUGAAAAACUAAAGAUCACACUUGAUGCUCUUAGGAAUAAACACAUUUCUGAGUCAUCUAAUGUAGGUGUUAUAGCCGGUGGUGUUACAGGAGGUCUAGGAGUUACCGGAGGUCUCGUCGGUGACUGGGGAUUUUGGAGAACCUUUAUACUCUUUUUCAUUAGUGGUAUUUCCGGAAAUUUGGUGGCUGCGGUCUUCAGUCCGUCCAUGGUAACAAUUGGUUCAUCAGGGUGUUUGUUUGGCCUUAUAGCCGCCUUGAUUCCAUAUUGUAUCGAAAAUUGGGUAUCUUUGGCGCACCCGUUUGGAAUUCUUGUAAUUUCAAUCAUUAUAUCCGUAUUUGGUCUCGUAUUGAUCAACGGAGAGACCAUCAGUUUCUACGCCCACAUGGGAGGUUGGAUCGGAGGUCUUCUUUGGAGUCUUGCAACUUUAAAGAGCGACUUUAUCCUAAAAGAGUCACCGGCGGUUGAUGGGCUUUUGCUAUCCCCUCUCCUUUCAUGGACUAUGGGUGCUCAGCAGAGGUCAAAGGUCAAGUCAAGGCUUGAUAGAAAAAUGAAAACUGCAGCUCUCAACAAGAAGAGACGAAUGCUCGGUGGUCCAAGGACAAUAAAGGAUACCCUCAACUCUAUUGCCUUCUUCAAGAAUAAGCCUCUAGACAUUAUCAUUCGCAUUUUGCCUCUCGUAGGACUGGUUGCAAUGUUUGUUAUUCUUCGUAAAUCCUUGUACGAUGAAUCGGUUUACUCGACAAUGUUCAAGCCAUCGCCAGAUUCUACGGGUCCUCAGUGCUGUUACCUGAAGGCUAUGAUCAAUGGAAAGAAGGCAUUCUGGUGCUUUGGAACGUAUGAGAGUGCGUCUCACUAUUGCACGCUCAAUUAG